ACACACAGAGGAUCUUCGCACUGGUGUAGAUGAUUCCUGUUUCUCUUUAACUAAGCGGAGUUUGCAUUUUUCUAACUGGAGCUUUUUUUUUUCGUCUGUUAAAUGUCGUUGGCGGAAUAAAGACGUGAAGUCACUCCGGACUGGAACUUUAUUUAUGGACACUUUUACUUUAUUCUGACUCAGACGAAUCUCUGUUUUUAUUGUUUCGGAUAUUUUCCUGAUAUGUGAACUUAUCCAGGACAGAGUUGUGUUUGAGGUAACACAAACCCGCAACAAACCCAAUUGUAGUGUUGUGGAUAUAUUCCAGUCUCCAGUAAAAUGAGGUGGACACAGCUGCUCAGGAUUGUGCUGUGUGCAGUGAGCUGUCUCCACUAUGCUGCUGCUCUGCCUGCUGCAGGCUGUAAGGGAGAAGAUUGCAGCAGAGACCAGACCUCCAGUCCAUCCCACUCUUCCUCUUCUUUAUCUCCCCCUGAAUCUUCUCCUGUGGUGGUGAAAUCCCAGCAGCCCUCCCAGGACUUCCUGGACCAGUUUACCCAGGUGAAUUCGCCAAACAGCGGGGACCGUAAGCACCGCGACGCCAGCGCCGUCCUGCCCUUCAUUGGCCUCACAGGCAGUGCUGAGCAGAGUCGUAGCUGCUGUAAGAACGGAGGGACAUGUAUCCUGGGCAGCUUCUGCGCCUGCCCUCCUUUCUUCACAGGGAGGAGCUGCGAGUACGACCAACGCAUCAGGAGCUGUGGUAGGAUUCCUCAUGGUGAGUGGGUUCAGAAAGGAUGCUCCUACUGUCGCUGUGGUUAUGGUGUCCUGCACUGCUUCCCCCACGUCUUCCACAAAGACUGCGAUGACUCAGAGGAGGUGCGCUGGUAUCGCUCAUCAGCUGUCAGGACAGUUCGGACCAGCUGCUUCCUGUAUGUGAUGCUGCUUCUUCCCCUGCUUCUCCUCCUCUGAUAUAAAUAUCCAUAUUUUUAAAUGGCUGCUGGACACAAAUGGGAGGAUUUAUGUGAAACACU
Messenger RNA from Epinephelus lanceolatus (giant grouper), 1007 nucleotides. RefSeq names its product teratocarcinoma-derived growth factor 1 (gene tdgf1). NCBI's taxonomy places the organism in Eukaryota, Metazoa, Chordata, Actinopteri, Perciformes, Serranidae. The record is from RefSeq and is a predicted model, not a curated record.